GGUACGGAUAGGCACGCGUGUGGCCGCAGCUGGUGUGCUCUGUGCUGUGCCACUUCCUAAAGGCCUGUGCGAUGACACACAAUGUACACACUCCCUCCCCGGCUUCAGCUGACUAGCAGAUCACAUGAUUUUAUGGGCUCAUAGUACAGGAAACAGGGCUUCCAGUCAGUGUAUUUAAUCUGUGACAAGAAGCAGUCCUGCCGGCUCUCACAGUUACAUGAGCCCAGCCGCAGGGACCCCAGGGCCACCACAACCACCGUGCGCAGCGCAGAGACAUGGCGUGGACUUCGUACCAGCUGAUCCUGGCAGGGAUGAUGCUAGUCACUGGCUCCAUCAAUACGCUGUCAGCUAAGUGGGCAGAUAAUUUCAGUGCCAAAGGAUGCAAAGGUUCGGAGUCCCACGAGUUCCAGCAUCCAUUCUUACAAGCUGUUGGGAUGUUCUUAGGAGAGCUGUCUUGUCUUGCUGUAUUCUAUAUCUUGGUAUUCAGAGAUAGAAGAUCUCCAGAGCCCACAGUUUCAACGUCACAACCAUUCAACUCCUGGCUUUUUCUUCCACCAGCCUUAUGUGACAUGACUGGAACUAGCAUCAUGUAUGUGGCUCUCAAUAUGACCAGUGCUUCAAGCUUCCAGAUGUUACGAGGCGCAGUUAUCAUUUUCACCGGACUUCUUUCGGUGGCUUUCCUGGGCCGGAAGCUGGAGUGCAGUCAAUGGAUUGGAAUCGUUGUCACCAUUGGAGGCCUAGUGGUUGUCGGACUGGCUGACUUACUGAGUGGUCCUAGCAGUGGGAAAAGUCUCAGUAAUGUUAUUACAGGAGACCUUCUUAUCAUCAUGGCUCAAGUGAUUGUAUCGAUUCAGAUGGUUCUAGAGGAGAAGUUUGUCUACAAGCAUAAUGUCCACCCGUUGCGAGCUGUAGGCACUGAGGGUUUCUUUGGGUUUGUUAUCCUCACGUUGCUACUAAUUCCAUUCUACUACAUCCCAGCAAGUAGCUUCAGCAACAAUGAUCGGGAAGUCCUGGAAGAUUCCUUGGAUGCUUUCUGCCAGAUGGGCAACCAGCCGCUGAUUAUUGUAGCCUUGCUCGGAAACAUCAGCAGUAUUGCUUUUUUCAACUUUGCUGGCAUCAGUGUGACAAAGGAAAUAAGUGCCACCACUCGUAUGGUCUUGGACAGCCUCAGGACAGUGGUUAUCUGGAUAGUCAGCCUUGCAGUGGGGUGGGAGAAGUUCCACGCUCUUCAGAUCCUAGGCUUUGUUGUUCUCUUGGUGGGAACUGCUCUCUACAAUGGCCUUCAUAAACCCCUGAUGUGUGGAAGAUGUCGGGAACAAAGUGAAGAGACUGAGAGACUGCUGAAUGAAGAUCAGGCAGCCAUCAAUGCAGCAACUUGAUUUUAAAUUAGACAGAGAGAGAUGACAUGAACCAAUUAUGUUCAGGACUCUUAAAAUGUUAAAAUAUUGUUUGAAGAACACAACAUUGUCUAUCUGACCCAGCUGACACUAAAUGUGUUUCUUCGAUUAUCACAGUAAUUUUUUGGAUUCACAAUGGUUGAAGUAUUAUGGAAAGUUAACAAAUGGUUGAGAACUCUACAUGACAUGAAGUUACCAUGGAUACUGGGAAGCAUACAAUGUUGUUGGUCCUUUAUAAAGGAGAUUUUAUUGUUUUUUUUUACACUUUUUAAAUUACUUUUAUCUAAUUUGAGGAAAGUCUAGGGCACCUAUUGGUGUUCUGUUCACACAUACAUUGGGUUCAUUAAGGUCACUGUGAAUGAAUAUUUUGCACCACUGGUAAUGCCGACGAGGUGACCCCAGUGUAAAGCACAUCAAAAGGGAACAUAUAUCAUUGCAAAUAAUUGAUGGGGUUACAGAUACAUCAAACAUGUGUAGAUGUGAACACAGAGGGCUGAAAAAGUAAAAAUCAAUACGUUUAUUUGGGUGUAACAUGCAUUCCCAGACCUUGUGAGAUGCUUACCCUGCUGACAUCGCCAAAGCAUGCCCUUCUGCCUUUUAUAUCUAUUUGUCUUGCAUUCCCUCCAUUAAAUUCCUAAUGUUGAUAA
This is a messenger RNA of Pelobates fuscus (common spadefoot toad), 2044 nucleotides long. RefSeq names its product solute carrier family 35 member F6 (gene SLC35F6). The transcript has 6 exons. Gene Ontology annotation, molecular function: transmembrane transporter activity. Gene Ontology annotation, biological process: transmembrane transport. The record is from RefSeq and is a predicted model, not a curated record. Lineage: Eukaryota; Metazoa; Chordata; Amphibia; Anura; Pelobatidae. Bases 276 to 1379 code for a protein of 367 amino acids. Gene Ontology annotation, cellular component: intracellular membrane-bounded organelle; membrane.